AUGACACUUUUCCACUUUGUCAAUUGUUCGUUAACGGCCUUUGCCCCCUACUAUAUUAUAUAUGAUGGAUUUAAGUUAUCAAAAAAUGUUGGAUCGACACAAUUGUUUGUUCUCGUGUGCUUUUACUAUAUCAUAUCGCAAUUUUUGAAGCUGUUCAUCUUGGCGUUUUUCUCAAUUGGACUUUUACAGAAUAUGAACCUUUUUAAUAUAAUUUUUCAAGAAUGUACAAAUUUCGCUGAUCUCGCGGGACUGUAUUACAUUUUGUCACACAAACACAUAAACACAAUAAACUUGAAAGAGAGAAUACUAUCUGUAGGACUCAGUUGGGGAUUCUACGAAUCUAUAGCCACAAAUUUUUUCCCAUUUUUUAUUGGUGGAAGAUCAAUGGAUUUUUCGUUAAAGCACAUCUACCGUUCUAUAUCAGCGAACACGUUUAUGUUUUCGAACCUUUCAAAAACGUUCUUGCUUUUCAUGUGGCUAAGAAAUACCCAGGAAAGAAAAAAAAUUAACGUGGUGAACAUUCUUUUAGCUUAUUUUACCUUUUUUUUGCCCCUUGCGAAUAAAAUCAUACUUAUACAGGAGGAAUCCUUUAAUAAAAGAAUUAUAAUUCAUCUGAUUGUGUUAUUAGCAUUUACCAUUUUCUUAUCGUUUGUUACAAAAUGCAUUUUUAAUUAUAAAUCCAGAAAUAAUGCUGAGUCGUACAAAGAAUCGCACAUGAGUAACUAUGAAAAUAGUGAUGAUAAUGAUAAUGCCGAUGAAAAUGAAAUAAAUAAAAAUCAAAAAAAAAAAAAAAAAAAAAAAAAAAAGUAG
This is a messenger RNA of Plasmodium gonderi, 810 nucleotides long. Its product is annotated as conserved membrane protein, unknown function. Lineage: Eukaryota; Apicomplexa; Aconoidasida; Haemosporida; Plasmodiidae. The coding region runs from base 1 to 810 and encodes 269 amino acids. The record is from RefSeq and is a predicted model, not a curated record. The transcript has 8 exons.